AAAUGUGGUGGUCGAGGAAGACACACACACAGAUACAUGCAUCAUCACCAUCAAGACAAGUAUCUCUGAACAACUUAACUGUUGGGUGGACAAGACACAAAGCAUCUUUCACUCUCAAAAUGCUAACCCUCAUUCACAAUGCUAUUCCUUCUUCGUUUUCUUCGUUCUCAGUUUCUCCCUUUCAUGCCAAUUAUCACCUUUCCUCUCAAACUCAGUUAUUGGUUCCUUCCAAUCUUAAUUGCCCCUUUAGUACUACAGCAACAAGAAAGUUUAGAACUUUUCAACUCAAGGCUGGAUUUUGGGAGUCAAUUAAAUCUGGGUUUACGAAGACUAACACAACACAGGUCAUCGAUCCACAGUCCAUAGAUGAAGAAGAUGAAGAACCUCUACCUCAGGAGUUUGUCCUUGUUAAAAAGACAGAACUUGAUGGAACAGUUGAGCAAAUAAUAUUCUCUUCGGGUGGAGAUGUUGAUGUUUAUGAUCUUCAAGCCCUCUGUGACAAGGUAGGGUGGCCGCGUAGGCCAUUGUCAAAAUUAGCUGCUGCUUUGAAAAAUAGCUAUAUAGUAGCCUCUCUGCAUUCUAUACGAAAAUCACCUGGGUCAGAGGGGAAUGAACAAAAGAGAUUAAUUGGCAUGGCCCGUGCUACGUCUGACCAUGCCUUCAAUGCCACAAUUUGGGAUGUUGUAGUUGAUCCUGGCUACCAGGGCCAAGGUCUUGGUAAAGCUCUUGUAGAGAAACUGAUUCGAACUCUUUUGCAAAGGGACAUUGGUAAUAUUACUUUGUUUGCAGAUGGUCAAGUUGUGGAAUUUUAUGGCAAUUUAGGUUUUCAAGCUGACCCAGAGGGCAUAAAAGGCAUGUUUUGGUACCCAAAUAACUAAUUUCAACCCUGCAAAAGCUUGCUUAUGCUUCAUUUACAUUAGCUUACAUUGCAACCAUGGAAUACAUAAGGGAGCACCAGUGGCAAGUGUGAAAUCUGAAACUGUAAAAUCUGGACAUCAAUCCUGUAAUUAUUGUGUCAGGUUCCAGCAAGAUAAUUGUGAGGCUUUGGUUAAAGAACCAGAUUUGUUUUUAAGCUAGUGUACCUUCUUUAUAUAUGAAAAGCCUUACAACAUCAGCUACUGCUGAGUUAGUGGACCUUAUUUUUUUUGGUUGAAUGCAAUGGUUGUAUUAUGUUAAGUUGGCGGUUUCUUCUGUUGUAUGCCUCAUGUUUGUAUUGUCUAAUGAAGUGAUGGACCUACGGCAAUGACAGGAUGCCCUGAAUAAUCAAUUCCAAAGUCUCACGAGA
Messenger RNA from Lotus japonicus, 1285 nucleotides. Its product is annotated as probable acetyltransferase TAP2. The coding region runs from base 3 to 878 and encodes 291 amino acids. The record is from RefSeq and is a predicted model, not a curated record. NCBI's taxonomy places the organism in Eukaryota, Viridiplantae, Streptophyta, Magnoliopsida, Fabales, Fabaceae. Gene Ontology annotation, cellular component: cytoplasm. The transcript is spliced from 8 exons. Gene Ontology annotation, molecular function: N-acetyltransferase activity.